CAGAAGCUUUAUUAUUCAUUGCUAUAAUGAGCUUCAAGCUCAUAAUGUGUAAUGUGUUGCUGUUGGUGGUGUUUGCUUGUUCACUGAUUGGUCAUGCUGCAGCCUCUGUGUCCUAUGACAGUAAGGCUAUCACCAUCAAUGGACAAAGAAGGAUACUACUUUCUGGAUCCAUUCAUUACCCCAGAAGUACCCCUGAGAUGUGGCCAGAUCUUAUCCAAAAGGCCAAGGAAGGAGGUUUGGAUGUGAUUCAGACUUAUGUUUUCUGGAAUGGGCACGAACCUUCACCUGGCAAAUAUUAUUUUGAGGGGAACUAUGAUCUAGUGAAGUUCAUAAAGCUGGUACAGCAAGCAGGCCUCCAUGUUCACCUGAGAAUUGGUCCUUAUGUCUGUGCUGAGUGGAACUUUGGCGGUUUCCCAGUUUGGCUCAAGUACAUUCCAGGUAUCAACUUCAGAACAGACAAUGGACCAUUUAAGUUUCAAAUGCAAAAAUUUACAACGAAGAUAGUCAAUAUGAUGAAAGCAGAAAGGUUAUACGAGUCUCAGGGUGGUCCAAUAAUUCUAUCUCAGAUUGAAAAUGAAUAUGGACCUAUGGAGUAUGAAAUUGGUGCUCCUGGUAAGGCCUACACUCAGUGGGCAGCACAUAUGGCUGUAGGACUUGGUACUGGGGUUCCAUGGGUCAUGUGCAAACAAGAUGAUGCUCCUGAUCCUGUUAUUAACACUUGCAACGGCUUCUAUUGUGAUUAUUUCUCUCCAAAUAAGGCUUACAAACCAAAGAUGUGGACAGAAGCUUGGACUGGCUGGUUUACUGAGUUUGGAGGUCCAGUUCCUCAUAGACCUGCUGAGGACAUGGCAUUUUCAGUUGCAAGGUUUAUACAGAAAGGGGGAUCAUUUGUCAACUAUUACAUGUAUCAUGGGGGAACGAAUUUUGGUCGAACUGCUGGUGGUCCAUUCAUUGCUACCAGCUACGAUUAUGAUGCACCUAUUGAUGAAUAUGGGCUUCUCAGGCAGCCAAAGUGGGGUCAUCUGAAGGAUUUGCACAGAGCAAUAAAACUUUGUGAACCUGCUUUGGUAUCUGGAGAUCCUACUGUAACACGGCUUGGAAACUAUCAAGAGGCUCAUGUCUUCAAAUCAAAAUCUGGAGCUUGUGCUGCAUUCCUUGCAAACUAUAAUCCACAAUCUUAUGCAACAGUGGCAUUUGGAAAUCUUCAUUACAACUUGCCUCCUUGGUCUAUAAGCAUUCUUCCUGACUGCAAGCACACUGUUUAUAACACUGCAAGGGUUGGUUCCCAGAGAGCACAGAUGAAGAUGACUCGUAUUCCAAUUCAUGGAGGACUCUCUUGGGAAGCAUUUAAUGAAGAGACAACCUCUACUGAUGAUAGUUCCUUCACUGUGACUGGCCUGUUGGAGCAGAUAAAUACAACCAGAGAUUUAUCUGACUACUUGUGGUACUCUACAGAUGUUGUCAUCAAUCCCAAUGAAGGAUUCUUGAGGAAUGGAAAGAAUCCUGUUCUUACAGUAUUAUCUGCUGGGCAUGCUAUGCAUGUUUUUAUCAAUAGUCAGCUGUCAGGAACUGUAUAUGGAAGCCAAGAAUUCCCCAAACUAACCUUUAGUGAGAGUGUGAAGCUCAGAGCUGGUGUUAACAAAAUCUCCCUUCUAAGUGUUGCAGUUGGGCUCCCGAAUGUUGGUCCACAUUUUGAAACAUGGAAUGCUGGUGUUCUUGGCCCAAUUACAUUAUAUGGUCUCGAUGAGGGGAGAAGGGACUUAACUUGGCAGAAGUGGUCAUACAAGGUUGGUCUUAAAGGUGAAGCCUUGAGUCUUCAUUCUCUUAGUGGAAGUUCCACUGUUGAGUGGCUUCAGGGGUAUUUAGUUUCCAGAUGGCAGCCAUUGACAUGGUACAAAACUACCUUUGAUGCCCCAGCUGGAAGUGCACCAUUGGCUUUAGACAUGGGCAGCAUGGGCAAAGGUCAAGUGUGGAUAAAUGGGCAGAGUCUGGGCCGCUACUGGCCUGCUUAUAAAGCAUCUGGUUCUUGUGAUUACUGUGACUAUGCUGGAAGUUAUAAUGAGAAGAAAUGCACAAGCAACUGCGGCGAGGCUUCUCAACGAUGGUAUCAUGUUCCUCAUUCAUGGUUGAAGCCAACUGGAAACUUAUUGGUUUUGUUUGAGGAAUUGGGUGGAGAUCCCAAUGGGAUCUUUUUGGUUAGAAGGGAUAUAGAUAGUGCAUGUGCUGAUAUUUAUGAAUGGCAGCCAAAUCUUGUAAGUUAUCAGAUGCAAGCUUCUGGCAAAGUCAGCAAACCUGUGAGACCAAAAGCACAUUUGUCAUGUGGUCCUGGACAAAAGAUCUCAUCAAUCAAAUUUGCUAGCUUUGGCACCCCAGUAGGGUCUUGUGGAAACUACCAUGAAGGAAGCUGUCAUGCCCACAAGUCAUAUGAUGCUUUUGAAAGGGUUUUAUUGUUGCAGAAUUGUGUUGGGCAGAACUGGUGUGCAGUGACAGUCUCACCUGAAAUUUUUGGAGGAGAUCCAUGUCCAAAAGUCAUGAAGAAACUCUCAGUGGAGGCCAUUUGCACCUGAUCAUUUUCAAACUCAGAAAAUAAAUGGAAUAAAAGGCUCCAGAUUGAACUUUUCUGCUAUUCAAUAUAGGCUUUUUGGGUGAACUAAGUUUUACACUUCUAUAUCAUCACAAGCAUUGGUUUGGCUUUACCAAGGUGAAGUUGCAGAAGAACACAACACACCAUCUGGUUGAAAGCCUGUAAAGAUUGUUGGGAUGAUUGUGGAUAUGUGUAUAUAUAUAUAUUGGUGUUCAGCUUGUUAUACAGAGGUGAAGGAUGAAAAUUUGCUUGAUGCACAUUGAGAUGACACCAAUGGAGUCCAUGUGCAAAUUUGUGGGGAAGUCUCUUGCUUCCUAUAGUGUUGUAAUUUUCCAUUGUAGCUG
Molecule: messenger RNA, 2928 nt
Organism: Gastrolobium bilobum
Lineage: Eukaryota; Viridiplantae; Streptophyta; Magnoliopsida; Fabales; Fabaceae
Product: beta-galactosidase 1
Exons: 19
Coding region: 27-2567 (846 amino acids)
Biological process (GO): carbohydrate metabolic process
Cellular component (GO): cell wall; vacuole
Molecular function (GO): carbohydrate binding; beta-galactosidase activity
Source: RefSeq, a predicted model, not a curated record